AUGCCGGACGAGCACCCCAAUACACCCAACAUCCCCUCCACCUCCGCAGUCCUCCGCAUCCAGAGCUCAACCGUCAUCCACGGCCCCAUCGACCAAGUCUGGGCCGCACUCACAGAUACCUCAACCUGGCCCUCAUGGAACAAGUUCGUGCCACGAGUUACGAUCCGCGAACAGCCCGAGAACACCGAAGAUGACUCGCCGACCCUAAGUCUCGGAUCGCGAUUCACCUUCCACGUCAACAUGUACCCCGAACCAGAAACCCCCGCCGACGCCGCGACAGCAAAACAAUUAGGCAACGUCAAUCUCCGCGACACGUACCUCAAGGUCAUUGAGUGCGAAGCGCCGACUUCCGCUUCUGCUUCAACUUCUACUCCUUCACAGGGGAGAAAAGCGCGAAUCGUCUGGGCGAGCGACGGCGCUGCAGAUGGGCUCAUCAUGUCCUCGCUGCUGACGGCGGAGCGCGUGCACGAGUUAGUCGAGGUGCAGGUUGAGGGUGAAGAAGGGAAAGUAGUGACGGAGGUGCGCAAUUGGGAGUCGCAAGUUGGGUAUCUUGCGUAUGUGGUGCGGUGGAUGUUUGAGGGGAGAUUGAGGGAAAAUUUUGGGAUCUGGGAAUCGGGGUUGAAGGGGUAUGUUGAAGGGAGGAAGUGA
Aspergillus calidoustus is the source of this 648-nucleotide messenger RNA. The record is from the annotation of a GenBank genome assembly. Lineage: Eukaryota; Fungi; Ascomycota; Eurotiomycetes; Eurotiales; Aspergillaceae.